Molecule: messenger RNA, 2709 nt
Organism: Brachypodium distachyon (stiff brome)
Lineage: Eukaryota; Viridiplantae; Streptophyta; Magnoliopsida; Poales; Poaceae
Exons: 5
Coding region: 840-1883 (347 amino acids)
Source: RefSeq, a predicted model, not a curated record
ACGACCGCCGCGCUACUCGCGCUCCGCGUGUGCUUGGGCGUCCCCGGGCACACCUCCCACUUGAACGGCACCGCCCCCGCCCUCCUGCACGAGUCAUCCUCCAUUGCUGCCGCUAACUGCUAAGUCUCCAAUACUCCUGUGAGAUGGCAGGACCGGACGUUGAGCGUCCGGUUGGUGAGCCGCCGAGGCGGUCUUCCGCGGCGCAGCUUGCGGCGAACCGACCGUCACGGAAGAAGAAGGUCUCCUUCCGCCCUCGUGGUGGCCCUUCCUUGGUUCCGACAGCGCCGUUGGAUGGCGGACGUUGGGCACAUGACCACCUUCUCCCUUCGUGGAUGAGCCCCGAGGAUCUUGCGCAGCUGGAGGAGGCGGGAUACUUCCCCAAGGGGACAGUAUCCUACCCGAUGGCGAGGAGGUGAGGCUCGACCAGCGGUGGCGUCCGGGAUGCAUUGUGGCAUUCUCGCCUUGGUUGCACGCCGGCCUGUGUGUGCCUGUUCACCCCUUCUUGCUGGAGUUCCUGGAGACGUAUGGCAUCGAGUUGGCCCAGCUUCACCCGUCGACGAUCAUGAGGUUGAACGUUUUCAGGUGGCUGUGUGAGACGACGCUUCACGAGGAGCCUUCGGUGAAGCUUUUGCUCUUCUACUUUACCGUGGAGGUGAGGGAGCUGCUCACUCCGGACGGCUUUGCUCUGAGCGCUUUUGGUUCGGUGAACCUGAGUCUUCGUUCCGGCUUUGGGGACGACUUCCUGCUCAUGCCGGGGAAGAGUGCGGAGAAGUUGUUCGUGAAGUGGGAGUCUCAGUGGUUUCUUCUUCGGACUUUGAAGACCCGUCUUCGGCACACGGAUGAUCUUCCUCGGCACUCUGGGGCUGGAGGUCUCAGGGAGGUGUCUCACACCGGCAAUCCUCGAUCAGCCGACCUCUAGAAAGUGGCCAAGAUCAAGGAGGUGUCCGUCGAGAGGAGCUUUCGUGACCUCAUGGAGGAGAUGGCGGGCGGGACGCUUCAUGAUGAGGAGCCAUCCGAGGUCCGAGAUUGGGAUCCCUCGAUCUUUCCGUCCUCCACAGCUUGUCACCGCACCGACGUUUUCCAAGGAGAGGACGGCGUUGUGGGUCGCGCAGCUGAUCGGUCCGUACGGCGGACCGGAGCACCGCGACUACGAGACCAAGAUUAGCGAGGGGGGAUGCCACAACAUCAUCACGAGGUGCUUCGGGAAGAUGGUGCCGGUGCGACAGGACCCGAAGCUUGGUCGCCUUCUCCGAGUGGGCGAUCGCUACUCCCGCUUGGCUACACCAUCGAUGUUGGCGGUGGGGUCCAAGUUGCGGGACUCUUGCGGGAAGGCGAAGGCGGGAACGGCGGUGCUGGGCUUGGCGGUGCCUGUCGCGCCGGUUCCCAAGAUACCUCGUCCGUCGAGUGGAUGCAAGAGGAAGGCUCCCCCGACUCCUUCUCCUUCUCUUGACUACUCCCCGGCGGAUUCGGCGGAUCCUGUUGUGGGCGAGUUGAGGUCCCCCCUGAGGGCGACCUUGGACCUGCACAUGAAGGGGAAGAUUGGACUUGAGCAAGUUCUUCCUCCUUCAAGUCAUGAGGUUGAGGCUUUCACUCGCGAGACGGGGCUUUGGCUUCGGAGCGACUUAGUGGUGGAGUUGUUGACCGGAGCCAGCGGUGCGGGCGUCCAGGUGUUCUCCAUUGGUCGCGAGCAUCCUGAGGAGGAUGCUCCUACCUCGGGUGCGAGGGCCGCGGAGCCCGGGGUUCUUGAGGGCGAUCCCCCGACUCAAGCAAGGGAUGGAGUGCUUCCGUCGACCGCGGAUGGAGCGAGAGACCCUUUCGUGACACUGGAGCUGGUGAGGGGUUUGGUCGAGGCCAUGGGCGCCCUUCCUACCCUUAAGACUUAGGUGGGGGCGCUUUCCGCUGCUUUGGACGUGGAGAUAUCCAAGUCUACCCUUGCUUUGAGUGAGUUGGCUUCGGAGAGGGUGCGGCAUGAGGCUAGGGAGGCCGAGCUUUCUCGCGUUUCGGCGGAGCUCGCGGCCGCGGAGACCAGGGCUCGACUUGCUGAGGAGCGCCAGAGGGACGAGAUUGCGAGGACCCGUCGAGUUGAGGAGGACUUGAUGGUGGCCAACCUUGAUAGGGAGCAUGCCCACGUGGAGGCUGCUUCCCUCAAGGUGGAGUUGGCGGCAGCGGGUGAUGGGCCGAUGCUUGCUCCUCGUGCUCGUCCUCCUCCAGAUUGUCGUCCCGAGGUGGUUUCUCUUUUGCUUGCCCAGGCCACCGAGAUUCGGGAGACGAUGACUUGCUUGAGGAGUGUUCCCCAGCCGGAUCUUCCUCCGUGCCGCACGGUGGAUGAGGCGAGCAGGGUGCUUACUUCCUAGGUGGAGCUCAUUGAGCCUACCGUGAAGAAGUGCCUCCUGAGUACGGGUGCCCGACUUGUUUCAUCGGCGGUUGCGGCAGUCCUGGACGGCAGUGCCGGGAUGAGUGGGCUUGAGGGUGAGAUGUCUCACGGGGCGAAAUUUUUUUUGGCAGACCAGGGUGCUCCUCUUUGUGCUCAGGCUCGACGCUUCGUGCGUUGCCUUGAGCCCGCUCUUCAGAAGGGUGACGAUGAGGUGUGAGCCUCGUCGCCCUCGGAGGUGGUGAUGUACCUCAACUGCUUACUUAUGCGAUGUUGCAUAUCUCCCUUGACUUAGCCUCAUGGCUAGCAUGUUUAGGCUCUUAGUCAUAGAGGUUGUA